UUAUUUGCAAACCAAUGACUGCGUGGAAGCAAACUCGCCACUAGUCCCCUUUGUUCGACUCAUUCCUGCGAGCCUCCGAAGGUAAGAAACCCUUCCGUGUUUGCUCCCUCAAUCAUUCACAUGAUCAACUUCAUCUCCUUGUUCUAGUUGUCAUUUCUUCUUUGUUCAUCAAUUUCUCACUAUGAUUCACACUAUAAGCACUUUACCCUCCCAAGGUCCUGUUCCUAUUGGCUUUGUUCUAAAUAGGAGAAGAAGGCUGAAACUGGGUAUUGUUUUCUCUAUUCCUCGCUGUACUAGUUUUAGUGUUUUUCCAUGUUCAAGAAAUUCAGGUGCUUAUGGUACUGUAAUCAUUUCUGGGCACCCAAAAUUUGAUUUCAGAAGUGGGUUUUUGUUUGGUUACUCUGAACUCAAAUUUGAUACCCUUUUGAAGCCAAUCAAGAGUCAGGUAGGAGAUUUGGCUCCACCAUUGGGGUGGGGUUUGGAGGAGGAAGCUAUGGGGAGUGAAUUGGUUGAGGAACAUGCUAGUUCUGAUGAACAUUUACCAGUUAAUGGUGAGUCAGAAUCAGAAGGUGUAAACUCUUCCAAUAGUGAGGGAAAUGGCGCAGAAGAGUGUCGCUGUAAGGUUGAUGUUCGAGCGGUUUCCAUGAGCUUGCAGGCUGCUAAGACUUUGGAGGAUGUGGAGGAGAUUCUUAAGGAUAAGGGGGAGUUCCCCCUUCAGGUGUAUUCAACCAUGAUUAGAUGGUUUGGUAAAGAAAAGAGAAUGGAUACGGCGUUGAUUCUUUUUGAUUGGAUGAAGAAGAGGAAGGUAGAAAGUAAUGGUGAUUUCGGUCCUAACCUUUUCAUAUAUAAUGGUUUGUUAGGUGUAGUUAAGCAAACUGGAAAGUUUGAGGAAAUAGAUGCCAUUCUGUGUGAGAUGGAGCAAGAUGAAAUCACCUAUAAUGUUGUGACCUAUAACACCUUGAUGGCAAUUUACAUUGAGAAAGGUGAAUGUGACAAAGCUCUCAAUAUGCUUGAGGAGAUCCAGAGAAACGGCGUUACUCCAUCCCCGGUAUCCUAUUCUGAAGCCCUGUUGGCAUAUCGGAGAAUGCAAGAUGGCUAUGGAGCUCUGCGUUUCUUUGUUGAGUUUAGAGAAAAAUAUCGUCGAGGUGAAAUAGGUAGGGAUGGUGACGGGGAAGAUUGGGAGAAAGAACUCUCAAAGCUUGAGAAGUUUACAAUCCGUAUUUGCUAUCAGAAAAUGCGCGGUUGGCUUGUCAGUAGUGAGAACUUGAGCAACAAUGUGUUAAAGUUUCUUGUUGAUAUGGACAAUGCUCGUGUUCCACUGCCACGGGAUGAACUUGAACGACUUGCAUGGGCUUGUACCCGUGAAGACCACUACAAUGUUAUAAAAGAGCUGUACGUCCGGAUCAGAGUACGGUAUGAUAAGAUCAGCUUGUCUGUCUGCAACCAUGUCAUUUGGUUGAUGGGGAAAACCAAGAAGUGGUGGGCAGCUUUGGAAAUAUAUGAAGAUUUAUUAGACAAAGGGCCGAAGCCGAACAACUUGUCAUAUGAACUGAUGAUGUCUCACUUCAACUUUCUGCUCAGUGCAGCCCAGAAAAAAGGCACUUGGAGAUGGGGUAUCAGGUUGUUAAACAAGAUGGAAGAGAAAGGCCUAAAACCUGGAAGUAGGGAAUGGAAUGCAGUUCUUGUCGCCUGUUCAAAAGCUUCGGAAACUACAGCAGCUGUGCAAAUAUUUAAGAGAAUGGUGGAAAAUGGUGAAAAGCCUACUGUAAUUUCAUAUGGGGCUUUAUUGAGUGCUCUUGAAAAGGGAAAACUCUAUGAAGAAGCCCUCCGCGUGUGGGAUCAUAUGAUCAAGGUUGGGAUUGAACCAAAUGCCUAUGCCUACACAAUUAUGGCUUCAAUUUAUACUGCACAAGGAAAUUUCAGUAGAGUUGAUGCCAUCGUCAGGGAGAUGGUUGCAGUAGGAAUUGAGGUAACUGUUGUGACAUACAAUGCGAUAAUUAGUGGUUCUGCACGGAAUGGUAUGAGCAGCGCAGCGUAUGAAUGGUUUCACCGUAUGAAAGUUCAGGACAUCGCUCCCAAUGAGAUUACUUACGGAAUGCUGAUUGAGGCCCUUGCAAAAGAUGGAAAACCAAGGCUGGCAUAUGAGUUAUAUUUGAGAGCCCAGAAGGAAGGACUUGAACUUUCUUCAAAAGCUUAUGAUGCAGUUGUGCAAUCCGCUCAGGCUUAUGGCGCCACCAUCGAUUUCGGUGUUUUGGGGCCUCGUCCUGCAGAUAAAAAGAAGAAUGUGCAGAUUAGAAAAACAUUCACUGAAUUCUGCAACUUGGCUGAUGUUCCCAGGAGAAGUAAACCAUUUGAUAGAAGAGAAAUUUAUCACUCACAGACACGACAAAGAACAUAAGUAAUUAAAUAGAUUGAAACUAGCAUAGUCAAAUAUUUUAUAACCUCUGUACAUUCUGGUACUUUGCUGUAGCUUGAGCCUUUUGUAUCCUUAGCUUGAGAAGGUACACGAAUCACACUCAUGUUUUUCUUUCACUUCUGUUAGGAUAAUAGAGAUCUCAACACUUUCUGCGGAA
Messenger RNA from Lotus japonicus, 2573 nucleotides. RefSeq names its product protein LOW PHOTOSYNTHETIC EFFICIENCY 1, chloroplastic. Gene Ontology annotation, molecular function: protein binding. NCBI's taxonomy places the organism in Eukaryota, Viridiplantae, Streptophyta, Magnoliopsida, Fabales, Fabaceae. The transcript has a single exon. The coding region runs from base 182 to 2398 and encodes 738 amino acids. The record is from RefSeq and is a predicted model, not a curated record.